Salmo salar (Atlantic salmon) is the source of this 3062-nucleotide messenger RNA. The record is from RefSeq and is a predicted model, not a curated record. NCBI's taxonomy places the organism in Eukaryota, Metazoa, Chordata, Actinopteri, Salmoniformes, Salmonidae.
GGAAGUGGGAAGAAAACAACAACCAGUUUGUUUCAUAUUCUGAGCUUUUUUUUAAAGAGCACUACUAUAUACAAUGGACGUGGUGGAGACCAAACUCCCAGGAUCCCCUGGGCCCAAAUGUAUACAUGGGGAUCAAGUAACGCAGACCCUGAGGGUGGUGAAGCAGGAGGACUGUGGGCCCCUAACAACACCCUUAACAACGUACCUGAGUUUUGCCCAUGUGAAAACAGAAGAAGAGGAGGAAGAGAUAUGGGGUGUGGCUCACCCAAGUACAGGGUUCUUCAACGUCAAGAAGGAGGAAGAGGAAGAAUUUAUAGAAUAUCCUAUACAGCCUAAUGACAACCCAAGCCCCACUUCUGACAUUACCAGCCACAGUUCUGACGACUCCAGCCCUGACAAUGGCCCUAGAGCCACCCCUGACAAGAACAACCCCCGCCAUAACAACAACCCCAGGUCUGGCCCUGCCAGUGGAGGGGCAACAGACAAGGACCCUGCAUCCGGAGAGGAUGGAGAGGAGAGGAGCCCCCAGAUCUCAGCAAACCCAGGGACUAAGCCCAACAAGACCAAAGACGGUCAUCAGAGGCCGUUCCCCUGCUCUAGGUGUGGGAAGCGUUUAUCCACCACUGUUAGCUUAGACAAACACCAGAUCAUCCACACCCGACUGAGACCGUACCCCUGCUCCGUACCGGCCUGCACCAAGAGGUUCUGCUCACCAGCCGAGCUGAAGAGACACACACUCACACACACAGGAGAGAGACCCUUCCCCUGUCCAGACUGUGACAAGAGCUUCACCAUAUUGGCUGCUUUAAAGACCCACCAGAGAACACACACAGGAGAGAGACCUUACGUCUGUGAGGUGUGUGGAAAGGGCUUCGCCCAAACGGGGAACCUGAAAUCCCACGAGCGCAGGCACACUGGAGAGAGACCGUUCUCCUGCUCCUUCUGUGGGAAGACAUUUGUAGAGUCUGGCCAUCUGAAGAAGCACCAGCGUAUCCAUACAGGAGAGAAGCCGUACCACUGCAGCAGCUGCCCAAUGAAGUUCCCUUCCUCCAGCGAGCUCAGGGUCCAUGAGAAGAUCCACAGCCAGGACAAGCCUCACAGCUGUUCCUACUGCGGCAAGGCAUUCAAACAGCUGUCCAACCUCAAGCUCCACCAGACAAUUCACUCUGACGAGAAGCCUUACGCCUGCUCCUACUGCGAGAAGACCUUCCGUGCUCAGGGGACCUUAAAGGUGCACCUGAGGACUCAUACAGGAGAGAGGCCUUACCCCUGCUUAGACUGUGACAAGCGUUUCAUCACGUCCUCAGAGUUAAAGGUACACCAGAGGAUUCACACAGGAGAGAAGCCCUUCUACUGCUUUGACUGUGGGAAGAGUUACUAUCAGCUGAAGCAGCUGAAGGAACAUAUGAAGUUCAACCCGGACCACAGCACCACACGUAGCGGACUCAAUAACAUAGAGGACGAGGACAAGCUCUACUCUACGUCACGCCAUGAUGAUGUAACGAUGUCUUGAUCAAUAACAUAGAGGACGAGCUCUACUCUACGUCACGCCAUGAUGAUGUAACGAUGUCUUGAUCAAUAACAUAGAGGACGAGCUCUACUCUACGUCACGCCAUGAUGAUGUAACGAUGUCUUGAUCAAUAACAUAGAGGACGAGCUCUACUCUACGUCACGCCAUGAUGAUGUAACGACGUCUUGAUCAAUAACAUAGAGGACGAGCUCUACGUCACGCCAUGAUGAUGUAACGACGUCUUGAUCAAUAACAUAGAGGACGAGCUCUACUCUACGUCACGCCAUGAUGAUGUAACGAUGUCUUGAUCAAUAACAUAGAGGACGAGCUCUACUCUACGUCACGCCAUGAUGAUGUAACGAUGUCUUGAUCAAUAACAUAGAGGACGAGCUCUACUCUACGUCACUCCAUGAUGAUGUAACGAUGUCUUGAUCAAUAACAUAGAGGACGAGCUCUACGUCACGCCAUGAUGAUGUAACGAUGUCUUGAUCAAUAACAUAGAGGACGAGCUCGUCUACGUCACGCCAUGAUGAUGUAACGAUGUCUUGAGCUCUACUCUACGUCACGCCAUGAUGAUGUAACGAUGUCUUGAUCAAUAACAUAGAGGACGAGCUCUACUCUACGUCACGCCAUGAUGAUGUAACGAUGUCUUGAUCAAUAACAUAGAGGACGAGCUCUACCCUACGUCACGCGAUGAUGAUGUAACGAUGUCUUGAUCAAUAACAUAGAGGACGAGCUCUACUCUACGUCACUCGUGAAGUAGUGCAGGAAAGCACAGGGUUUAGCCCAAAUGACUUAGUGUUUGGUCAUAGGGUGCGUGGGCUUUUAGCAGUGCUGCAGGAUGGUUGUUUGCCUGAGGAACCACCUCGGAACCUUAUUGACUAUGUAAAUGGUUUUAGGUUGAAGUUGUAUAGGGCGUUGUAUAGGCAAGUCAGUUUAGAACAAAUUGUUAUUUAUAAUGACGGCCUACCCCGGUCAAACCUGGACGACGCUGGGCCAAUUGUGCGCCGCACUAUGGGACUCCCAAUCACGGCCGGAUGUGAUACAGCCUGGAUUCAAACCAGGGACUGUAGUGAUGCCUCUUGCACUGAAAUGCAGUGCCUUAGACCGCUGUGCCACUCGGAAACCCCCUCCAAAAAAAAUAUAUAUUUAUCAUCCUCAGUGAUGCCAUCGAUGCCACAUCAUUGGAAAGAGAGACCAAUUGUUCAAAAAAAGAUAUCACAUUACUUUGCUAGCUCUCUACUCGUUCCGUGAUGACGUCACAGUGGUGAUGUCAACAUGUCUGUUAGAAUGUUCUGUCGUUGCACUGAACAGACACAAGGUCAAUGUUCUUUUAAGAUGCCGAUAGAAUGAUCGUUUUGAUGAAAUGUUUUGAGACAUUUUUUAGGUUGUUUAGAAACUGACAUGACAUGAGACACAUUUUACUACGUUUCCAUUAGUUUUUAUGUGUGUGAAGUCCUACUGUAUAAACCAAAAAAAGAGUGACAGCUGUGAAGUUUUUGAUACAAUUUUAUAAAUGCCGACAGAUCAUUUGUUCGUCGACAUGGUGGGA